This is a messenger RNA of Melampsora larici-populina 98AG31, 579 nucleotides long. RefSeq lists its product as uncharacterized. The transcript has 7 exons. The record is from RefSeq and is a predicted model, not a curated record. Bases 1 to 579 code for a protein of 192 amino acids. NCBI's taxonomy places the organism in Eukaryota, Fungi, Basidiomycota, Pucciniomycetes, Pucciniales, Melampsoraceae.
AUGUUACAACCGACGAGGACACUUCAGAAAGGCAUUAGACAAUACGAACAUAUGCCUCUGCGCUGCAGCGGAAUCUUUAAAUUAGAAAAGGAGCGGAGGCCCCGAGUUGCAAAUAUCGAAAUAUUACAAGCUCGAGGGGGUAAUUGCGAUGGACAACUUCACAGCGCAACAACGAAUGUUCCUGAUGCGGGACACAGUGAAACCUUGUCGCAUCGUGUUGCUCCGUCAACAUACGGCGAUGCAAACUAUCAUGUAGCAUGCGUGAGGCAUCAACAGUGGGAUAUGACGUUGAUCCGACCCCGUCGUUUAGUAGAGGUUGUGAGAUCUGCGACGGAAAUAAGUUGUCAUUUACGAAGUCACGACUUCCCUAUUUACCUCGAAAAACGCAAAGUCAGCGAAAUCGGUAAUAGGCAGCGAAAGACAAGUUCAAUAAAAUCUUCGGAGCAUUUAAGGCCAAUUUAUAAGCUUAAAAAGCGAUGUCAAAGCAUACAAAGGAUUGCGAUGGAAAUGCCUCAAGAGACAAAUUCUGCAAUGGUGGACAUGACAUGCAGAACUUCAACUAUGAAACGAGGGUUGUGA